This is a messenger RNA of Xiphophorus maculatus (southern platyfish), 1059 nucleotides long. RefSeq names its product programmed cell death 1 ligand 1-like. Bases 191 to 793 code for a protein of 200 amino acids. The transcript has 3 exons. The record is from RefSeq and is a predicted model, not a curated record. Lineage: Eukaryota; Metazoa; Chordata; Actinopteri; Cyprinodontiformes; Poeciliidae.
ACCGAAGCUGCGGGCCGUAUGAAAUCUGGCCGCGGGCCGUGAUUGGCCCCCGGGCCGGACUUUGGACAUGCCUGACUAAGGGGAGGUGCAACAGAUGAGGAAGUUCUUUGCCCUGCUCUCUGCUCUCUUGCCUUAUAAAUGCCCGUCUAAAUGUCUCUGUCCCUCAUUUUUAAUCCUCCACCUGUAAGAGAUGGACGCUUUCUUGUUUUUCACUGGUCUUUGCCUUUUUACAUUGGGAUCUGCAUUAACAGAUACAGUUUCUAAAAUGAUCUCAGCUGUUCCUGGACAGAGCGUCUCUCUGCCAUGCCGACUCCCCAACAACAAACCUGCUGUGGCUGUGAAGUGGACCCGACCGGACCUGGAACCAGAAUAUGUCCUCCUGUUCAGAGAUGAGCAGCCUGACCCCGAGAACCAGCAUCCAUCUUUUAGGAAGCGGGUGGAGCUGCAGGACAGACGGAUGAAGGACGGAGACGUGUCUUUGCUUCUGAGCAACGUGACGACCAGCGACUCGGGAAAAUACGAGUGUCGAGUUUUCCAGAGAGAAGCAACCGGCAGGAAGAGACGCACUUUGACCUCUGACCCCAUCGGGAUCGUCUUCCUGGAUGUAGCUCCUCCUCCAGAAAACGAGGAGGAAAGAAAAGAAGAUGGAAGCAGAAACAAACAUGUUGGACUGAUUAUUGGAGCCGUUCUGAUGGUUUCACUAAUUAUUGGUUUGAUUAUUCGUCAUUAUGUUAUUAAAACAAAAGAAGAGGAAACAGAAGAUGAACAGAUCACCGAACUCAGUGAGUGUUAAGGACGGUUCUAGUUCAGAUCCCCAACCUUGAUCCUCAGAGCUCAACAUCCUCCAUGACUUGAAUGUGACUUUGCUCUAACAACUUGAUUGCAAUGAUUGCAUCAGCUCCUCUGCAGGCCAUCAGGUUCUGCUGAGGAGUUUUAAUCAUUGAAUCAUUUAUGUGGCUACAGGGAAAGUCCUAAAGCCUGCAGGACUUUGGGCUCUGAGGACCAGGGUUGGGAUCACUGCUCCAGUUGACCCAAGAUUGGUUUCUUCAGCUGUUACAG